This is a messenger RNA of Serinus canaria (Common canary), 1017 nucleotides long. RefSeq names its product charged multivesicular body protein 7 (gene CHMP7). Lineage: Eukaryota; Metazoa; Chordata; Aves; Passeriformes; Fringillidae. The transcript is spliced from 5 exons. Bases 76 to 1002 code for a protein of 308 amino acids. The record is from RefSeq and is a predicted model, not a curated record.
CCGUGCGCGUCUCCCCUGAGGCGGGCGGGCGGCCGGGCCGGGCGGAGGCCGCGGCCGAGCCGGGGGCUCGCGUAGAUGUGCAGCCCGGGGGAGGCCCCCCCUGGGCCGGCCCCGGCCGGGGACCUGCCUCCGGAGUGGGAGACGGAUGACGAGCGCAUGGCCUUCCUAUUCUCGGCCUUCAAGCAGAGCCGCGAGGUGAACAGCACCGAGUGGGACAGCAAGAUGGCCUUCUGGGUCGGGCUGGUUCUGGCCCGCGGCCGGCGGCGCGGCGCGGUGAGGACGUGCCUGAGGGAGCUGCAGAACGGCUUCGAGCGGCGGGGCAGCGUCCCCUUGGGGCUCGGCACCGUCCUCAGGGAGCUGCUGAGACGUGGGAAGCUCCAGAGGGAGUCAGACUUCAUGGCCAGUGUAGACAGCAGCUGGAUCUCAUGGGGUGUGGGAGUUUUCAUCCUGAAGCCCCUCAAGUGGACCCUCUCCAGCGUGCUGGGGGACAGCAAAAUCCCCGAGGAAGAGGAGGUUCUGAUUUACGUGGAGCUGCUGCAGGAGAAGGCAGAGGAGGUGUACCGCCUGUACCAGGGCUCUGCUCUCUGCUCCCACCCCGUGGUGGCCCUGUCCGAGCUGCGCUCGCUCUGCGCCGCCCUCUGCCCCGACGAGAGAACCUUCUACCUGCUGCUGCUCCAGCUGCAGAAGGAGAAGAGAGUCACCAUCCUGGAGCAGAAUGGAGAGAAGAUUGUGAAGUUUGCCCGAGGCCUCCACGCCAAGGUGUCCCCGAUGAACGACGUGGACAUCGGGGUUUAUCAGCUGAUGCAGAGUGAGCAGCUGCUCUCACAGAAGGUGGAGUCCCUUUCCCAGGAAGCAGAGAAGUGUAAAGAGGAUGCCAGGAGUGCUUGCAGAGCUGGGAAGAAGCAGCUGGUGAGUGGAAAUGUCCUGGAGCUGCCCCAGAGCUGCAGCUCAUGCCCAGGGUUAGACCUGGGCCCAUCCCGGGGUGUGGGGUGGUGGCUCUGAAGCCAGAGCUCCCCU